AUGGGCUUUCCUCAACGAUUUGCUGUCUGUGCCCUUCUGUCAGUGGGAGUCAUCCUGUUGGCCCUCUUGCCUGCCGUGGUCGUGUCUCAAGAAGCGGUCGUCGAAGGCGCCCAGCUCCCAGUACACCAGGUGCUCACGUGCCAGGAUGCCCUCAACUGCACUGAAUGCUUUGCGGUGGGCCUGAGCCACGGCUGCGGGUGGUGCGGAAGCCACAACAACAACGGCACCUGCUACCCGUGCCGCAACGACUCGUCAGCCUUUAACUGCCACGCUCCCGCCACUUGCGACCACAAGAACUGGUCGAGUGGGAUCUGCCCUGACUCGGCAGAUACGCUGGCGAUGAGCCUGACGGUGCUGAUUCUGAUCGUGGUGUUCUCGUCGCUGGGCGGGUGCUGCUGCCUGAUCCUGGCCGGCUGCGUGAUCGUGUACUGCCUCUGCUUUGCGGGCGUGGUGGCCGCCUCGCACAGCAGUUCGGGCGGGCACCAGGGCUACGUCGUGCAGCACAACCCGCGAGCCAAGGGGAGCUACCACAGCCACCAUCACCACUACGAGGCGCUCAAGCAGGACAAGCACGGCCCGAUCAACCACGACCUCGUCACCGUCUAG
Molecule: messenger RNA, 606 nt
Organism: Acanthamoeba castellanii str. Neff
Lineage: Eukaryota; Discosea; Longamoebia; Acanthamoebidae
Exons: 4
Coding region: 1-606 (201 amino acids)
Source: RefSeq, a predicted model, not a curated record